GGAUCCUGCCUCGCGAUGUGAGAGGGGGCGUGAAAAGAGUGGGGGGUGAGGGAGAGGGAUACUAUGUCCUUCGAGAAGGGAUCGAGCAGUGAGGAUCGUUACAGUGAGGAAGAUGAUGGAGAACGGGGGGAGGUCGAGGGUGAUCCUCGUCGCUGUCGUGUAUCUCAGCCUUUUUCUGGACAACGUGUUGCUCACCGUUGUUGUGCCUAUCAUACCCGAUUACCUUUGCACGCUGGAUGGAAAUUCGACGGGGAACGGUGAAGACGACGAGAAUGGCCGAGUGGGUUUAUUAUUAAGCUCGAAGGCGCUGGUUCAAUUAAUAUUGAAUCCAGCGGUGGGCACUUUUACAGGCACUCUCGGUUACACAAAACCAUUGUUCCUUGGAAAUCUGAGCCUUUUAUUGGCGGCAACGCUGUUCGCGUUCGGCCAAACUUACGAAGUACUGUUCCUGGCACGAAGCGUCCAGGGCAUUUCCUCGGCUUGUAUCGGCGUUUCCGGUAUGUCGCUGGUCGCCUCCCAAUACCCGGAAGAGGACAAGAGGUCGAGGAUCAUGGGCUUCGUCCUUGGAAGCAUCGCGCUGGGGGUACUUGUCGGAUAUCCGAUUGGCUCCGUUCUCUACGACCUCGAGGGGAAAAUGGCCCCCUUCCUCCUCGUCUCUUUCUUCAUCGUCCUCACCAUAUGUCUGCAGAUUUUCACGUUGGACGUAGAAAUGAGUGCCGAGUCCUUGGAUCGAGAAACCUCUUGGACGCACCUGUUAUCCGACCCGUACAUACUAAUCAUCUUUGGUGCGAUAUGGUGUUCAACGUCGCCGAUGGCCAUCCUGGAGCCCUGCCUACCGAUCUGGCUACGAACUCACAUAAAACCCAAGAAAUGGCAACUGGGAACGGUGUUCAUCCCGGACAGCAUAGGCUACCUGGUUGGAACGAAUUUCUUCGGCGUGAUAGCUUAUCGCUACGGGCGUAGCAAAAUCGCCGUUCUGGCUAUGCUGUUGGUCGGGAUCAGCGCCAUUUUGAUACCAUCCUCCCGGACGAUGUCGCAACUGAUAGUCCCCCAUAUGGGGAUGGGUUUGGGUAUCGGAGUGGCGGACGCCGCACUGGUUCCACUGUUGGCCAGCCUCGUGGACCAAAAUGGCAAUUACGGGCCCGUGUACUCGAUUCAACAAGUGGCUGUCAGCCUGGCCUACUCUCUUGGGCCCAUAGCGGGUGGAGAGAUGGCGAAGACGAUCGGUUUCCAAUGGGUUAUGCGAGUGAUCGGGUUAAUGAACAUUGCCUAUUGCCCUCUGCUCAUAUACCUAACGCUGGAGAGGAGGAAAUUGUUAACCCAGCAGGAUGAAAAGAGGGAUUACGAGACGUUCCAGAAAUCAGUGGCGAAAUACGAACGAUUCCGGGAUUCUGACGACGAUCUCUGACGCCCUACUCGACGAUCU
Apis dorsata (giant honeybee) is the source of this 1426-nucleotide messenger RNA. Its product is annotated as synaptic vesicular amine transporter. Gene Ontology annotation, cellular component: terminal bouton; synaptic vesicle membrane. Gene Ontology annotation, molecular function: serotonin:sodium:chloride symporter activity. The transcript has 7 exons. Gene Ontology annotation, biological process: transmembrane transport; aminergic neurotransmitter loading into synaptic vesicle. The record is from RefSeq and is a predicted model, not a curated record. Lineage: Eukaryota; Metazoa; Arthropoda; Insecta; Hymenoptera; Apidae. Bases 113 to 1408 code for a protein of 431 amino acids.